CUUUUGGCAAGUCAACUGGGUUCACAAAAACACAAUUCUUAAAAGUCAGCUCGACCGUAGGACAUUUUUCAACUCGCAUUUUCUGCAAUUAAUAUCAACUUUAUAGACGCUACGCCGGUAUGUGGGUCGUUAUAACAAUCACAAUUAUGGAGGGAAAAGUGUGCCUAAACUUUAAUGUUCCGCUCGGUAAAAUAGUGACUUCUUCAGUUCGGCUCGGCCGGACUUAAAGACUUUCUAAGAUAAAGUACGGGAAUAAUGGAAAUUCAAAAAUUUAACAGUUACUGUCGAUAAGACAGAACAAAUGGCUACGUUGACGCCGUAAUCAGCUGAUUAGCACAUUGCUGUUGUUUUUGUUAUGAAAAGAGGAAAACGCUAGAACAAGUGACAGAACAAUGUCUCUGAAAAGUUUUAUUCAUCCCAGGAACAAGUACAAGGACCAACCGAAUUUUAUAGAACUUUCUAAACUCUACCCCGAGUUCCAACAACAUGUUUCUGUGAAUCUAGCUGGUAAGGUACAAUUUAACUUCAGCAGCGAGGAAAGUCUAAGAGUCUUGACACAAACUCUGCUUAAGCAUGACUUUGACCUGGAUGUUAAUAUUCCACCGGAUAAACUGGUACCGGCGUUGACACUCCGUCUUAAUUAUGUACUGUGGAUUGAAGAUUUGAUGAACUUCAAUAAGAUAAACGAAGUGACUGGAAUAGAUGUUGGUACUGGAGCUAUUGCGAUCUAUCCGUUACUUUGUUCCAAGAUUUACGACUGGAAAAUGAUCGGUUCGGACAUUGAUUCCGCGGCUGUUACGUCAGCCAAUGAAAAUAUUCAAAGGAAUAAGUUGGAUCACCUUAUAAAAGUAAUAAAAGUUCAGGGAAAGAAUAUAUUCAAAGAUGUUGUAACAGAAGAAUCAUACGCUUUCACAAUGUGCAACCCUCCGUUUUUUGACGCUGACGAUGAUAAGAAAAGAAAAAAACGUUUGCCGCCAACAAAUGCAAAAACAGGCCACGCCGUCGAGCUGUCUGUCGCUGGUGGUGAGAAAUCCUUUGUGCGUCAGAUGCUCGAUGAAAGUUUAGAGCUAAAUGGAAAAAUAAAAAUAUAUACGACGAUGUUAGGUCAGAAAAAUAGUUUAGCUUACUCUAAAUCUGAGCUGAGAAAGAGGUACAUUGAUAAUUUUACUUGGACUGAAUUUUGCCAGGGUAAAACUAAAAGGUGGGGUCUGGCUUGGUCACUAAUCCCUAAAGUAACGCUAGAUUUAACGAAAGCGCCAGUUAUACGCGAGAAAUAUUCUCAUAUUACAUCAUCAAAGUCCAAAGAUAACUCUGCUCCAUUGCUGGAAGUGUUUUUUCCAUUUAAUAAUAGUUUUAGGGAAGUAAAAGAUGUAAUCAUUGCUGUAAAAAAAUGGAUCGAUGAGUUACAUAUCGAAAUUAAGGAAUUGAAAUUAGAAGAUAUCAAAGAAGCCACAUAUGAGUUGUGUGCUUAUAAAAAUACUUGGAUACAUGGGAGAAGAAAACGUCGAGCAGAAAUGAAAGCUAAUUCGGAUGAAUCCAAACGACUACGUGUUGAUGACAAUGAACAAGCUUCUGUAACUGUCAGUUCAGUCGAUUUUCCAAAAUCUAAUCAUAUUUACUUAAAAUUUAACCUGGUGUUCACUCAUGUAUGUAAAAUAAGUGAUACUGCUGGAAAUAAUCACGAUGGUGUAAACAUUUGUAUGAUUUUGAACGACGGUCAUGGCGGUAAAAAUGGUUUGGAAACUUUUAAGCAAUGUUUGAUAAAUAAAUUUAGAUUACAAGAGUAUCAAAAGUUGAAUAGAUAAAAAAAUUAAUUAAUCUAUUUAUUAAAACACUUUUAUAAUAGUUAGCAAUUUAACCACACAGUUGAUCUAUUAU
Cotesia glomerata is the source of this 1878-nucleotide messenger RNA. RefSeq names its product U6 small nuclear RNA (adenine-(43)-N(6))-methyltransferase. The record is from RefSeq and is a predicted model, not a curated record. Gene Ontology annotation, biological process: rRNA base methylation. Gene Ontology annotation, molecular function: 23S rRNA (adenine(1618)-N(6))-methyltransferase activity. Gene Ontology annotation, cellular component: nucleus. NCBI's taxonomy places the organism in Eukaryota, Metazoa, Arthropoda, Insecta, Hymenoptera, Braconidae.